Messenger RNA from Anthostomella pinea, 879 nucleotides. The record is from the annotation of a GenBank genome assembly. Lineage: Eukaryota; Fungi; Ascomycota; Sordariomycetes; Xylariales; Xylariaceae.
AUGUAUCUCCGCGACCAGCAGGCACAGCUCUUGCUCGCCGGCGCUGCUAUUGCCUGCUACCAGUCCAACCCCUUCAUCAAGCAAGAAGAAAGAGAAAGAAAGAUACCCUCCCUCAUCACUUAUUACACCUCGCCUCAACCUGAGCGCCCACCCCGGUUACCAACCGCCGAGAUGCCCGUCACAGAGCUCGCCACGAUCCCGUCGGCCACGCCGGGCCACGUCCCCGUCGCCCUCGUCGAAGUCCUCAAGGCCGCCCAGGUCCUGCAGGGCGAAUGGUGCACCGCGCACGCCCCGUCCCUGCCUCUGGACCACGGCGUGCCCGCCCGCCGCGGCGCCGCGCUCUACGUCCGGCUCGACGACCCGGGCGUCGUGCUCAUCACGGCGCACUGGGAGUCGACGGCGCAGCACGCUGCGUGCGUGGCGAGCGAGCUGAACCAGCGCGCUAUGGGGAGCUUCCUGCCGCUUGUGGUGGCGGAGGGGAUUCACUAUUUCCACGUUGGAGGGGUGGAGAUGUUUGGCGAUGGGGAUGGGGAUGGGAAGAGAGAGGAAGAACCGCCGCUCCACGCGGCUGUUGUGAGCGUGGCGCGUGUGAUGGCCUCGCGGGUGAAGCAGGCCGGGUUCGAGGAGGCGUUUGCGAGCGUGAAGGGGCUGCUGGAUAAGGCUACGUCGCCCUGGGUGCAUAAGAGCGGAUGGAGGAUUGAGAGGGAGGAGGGUAGGGACGAGGAUGUGGAGGAAUUUGUGCUGGUGGGCGGGUGGGAGAGCGAGGAGAAGGUGCGGGAGUAUCUGGAGGGGAGGUGGGAGGGCUUUGGGGAGUAUAUGGAUGCGCUGCGACCGCUGGUGCUGGACGUGGAUUUGACGGCUUAUCGAAAGCUUGCUUGA